This is a messenger RNA of Aptenodytes forsteri (emperor penguin), 1308 nucleotides long. It is a transcript of the gene AP4S1, whose product is annotated as adaptor related protein complex 4 sigma 1 subunit. The record is from RefSeq and is a predicted model, not a curated record. Gene Ontology annotation, biological process: vesicle-mediated transport; protein transport. Gene Ontology annotation, cellular component: intracellular membrane-bounded organelle. Lineage: Eukaryota; Metazoa; Chordata; Aves; Sphenisciformes; Spheniscidae. The transcript has 6 exons. The coding region runs from base 221 to 655 and encodes 144 amino acids.
CCCACUUGUGCUAGUUCAGAAGCACGCGGCGCAGUGGACAAGCUACGUGCACCACUGCAGCAGCACUGCCCAGCGUCCAUGACUCUUCUGUUGGAGAGGAUCAACAAAAGUGCACUCCUGUUCUGGACGUGAAGAGACUUCACUGUGCCUGGUGGAGAAAUACUCGUCUUGAUUCCUGCACCCCAUAUUCAAAUCUACUGCUGAGAUCAACAAAAAAGAAAUGAUAAAAUUUUUUCUUAUGGUAAACAAACAAGGUCAAACAAGGCUCUCUAGGUAUUACGAGCAUGUAGAAAUUAAUAAACGGACAAUGCUGGAAGCUGAAGUAAUCAAAAACUGUCUCUCCCGUUCAAAGGAUCAGUGCUCUUUCAUUGAGUAUAAGGACUUUAAGCUGGUAUACCGACAGUAUGCAGCCCUUUUUGUAGUCGUUGGAAUCAACGAGACAGAGAAUGAGAUGGCAGUAUAUGAACUAAUUCAUAAUUUUGUGGAAGUUUUGGACAAAUACUUCAGCAGAGUUAGUGAAUUAGAUAUCAUGUUCAAUUUGGACAGAGUGCACAUCAUUUUGGAUGAAAUGGUGCUAAAUGGCUGCAUCGUGGAAACAAACAGGAACAGAAUUCUUGCCCCUCUGUUUGUGCUUGACAAAGUGGCAGAAAGCUAGGAAGACGCAAGACUGACUGCAGCAUUUUACAGGAGAUGGUGAAACCAUCAAGGGCGUACCGACAGCACUUUUCCCAUGUCGUAAGACUGACUCACACAAUAUUCAAAUUGUUUGGAAAAUAGUUCCUGUUUCUCCUCUACCCUCCGUACCUAAUGGAAAGAUACAGCUACACAUAAAGUGGAACCUUCAAUUUCAGAUGCAGCUUUAUUGACACAGCAGAAAUCUUUCUAGAACAGUCAACAUUUUUUAAAACUGACUGGAGAUAAAGUAAUGGAAACUUACAUGUGACCAUCUAGGUAUCACUUGGAAUUACGUAGCAUUUUGCCAGACCCAAGAGAAGACGGAAAAUAUGGAAAUACAAAUGCAAACUGAGUUUCAAUGCUUCCUUCAAGCACCAACUUGAUUUUUUUCUUUUCACACAAAUGUACUGUAAAUUAAAGCUCUGUAACUUUUAUGACCGCUUUUAAACUAGAUUCAGCUUUCAUCAAAAAGCUGGUUUCGCUCCGUUUUCCAUGUAAGUCAUGGUUACAAAAGCAAUGUAAAUAACAGAAGUAUAGAUUUACUUAGUAUUCCUGUAUACUCUAAGUUGUAACUAGAAGUAUUUGGCACUUAAAUAUUACAACAUUAAUAAAAGAUAAUGAAAAGUUUGAUCA